GCUCAAACUCUUCCGUCUGCAGCAACAUGGAACGAGCAGUUCGCGCUAUUCAGGGCCUAUUACCGAGUACACUUCCCCCAUCUCUACGAACAACACCUGCAAACCUUUACCAGGUACUUUCUCGAGCCCCUGGAGGUGGUGUUGGCCAGUGCGUGCACCAGAUCCGUUGGACGGAGAAAGGUAUAAGAAACUGCUACUGGCAGGUAACGCGGACACGGCUCAAGCUCGAGGGGAACCACGGAAAGGCUUGGGGGAAGCUGUACUGGAGAGGCAAACAAAUUAGUAGGCAGGAGGAGAGAAUCGGUGGUUCAUUGAAAUACAAAUGGUCAGCAGGUUCGUCUUAGCCAAUGCAAAUAUUAUCGUGCAGGCUUGCCUUCACACCGACAUUUGGGACGGUUCAAGUUUAGUUGCCCGCGUAAUGAAUACCGCCUAAUUAAAACGUCCUGUACACCUACUGCUCAGCAUUAUUUCCGACCACCAUAGAUGAAUCUUACAGAUCAUCGAAUACGUCCUGCCAAGCCAGCUCAUCAACAGUGCAGGGGUGGUCUUAUGUCUUCCCUCAGCCUAGAUAUCGAUGUUUUGUGGGAUCCGCACUUGCGCAGUCAAUUCCAUAUUAUUUUUAAAUAAAUUCGGAUGGACAUUGCAACAACAUGUAUUAAAGAGAACAGUUCAUGCUAGUCCCCAAGAAGGAAUUGUUUUUUUGUUCA
Suillus subalutaceus is the source of this 707-nucleotide messenger RNA. RefSeq lists its product as uncharacterized. Gene Ontology annotation, biological process: mitochondrial translation. Gene Ontology annotation, molecular function: structural constituent of ribosome. The coding region runs from base 27 to 344 and encodes 105 amino acids. Lineage: Eukaryota; Fungi; Basidiomycota; Agaricomycetes; Boletales; Suillaceae. The record is from RefSeq and is a predicted model, not a curated record. The transcript is spliced from 3 exons. Gene Ontology annotation, cellular component: mitochondrion; mitochondrial small ribosomal subunit.